Molecule: messenger RNA, 264 nt
Organism: Strongyloides ratti
Lineage: Eukaryota; Metazoa; Nematoda; Chromadorea; Rhabditida; Strongyloididae
Exons: 1
Coding region: 1-264 (87 amino acids)
Source: RefSeq, a predicted model, not a curated record
AUGACUAAGUUAAAUGGUAGCGCAACUAUUCAUCUAUUUUUAUUAUUAUCAAUAUUUUUGUUUACAUUAUCAAAUGGUUUUGUAUUACAAGAGUUACCAUUGUAUCGUGAGGAACGAAACAUGAAACAACUUGAAGCAUUUUUUGAUGCAGCUAAAAGAGGUUUUAAUUCAAGACGUAUCCACCCAUUUGCUCCAUCUUACUAUAUUCCUAGUAAUUAUCGAAGAAAAUUUGAUUCUGAAAAAUAUUCUGGUGAAAUAGCUUAA